UUGCACCGAGAGCAGUCUCUGUAGAUGCGAUUGGCAGCGGGCACCGGAAGCGCUCUUGAGUCACCCCCUCCGGCAAAGAUUGUUCCACGAGACGCACGGGAAGGGUUGGGUGCGUGGUUUCCUUUGGGACCCAAGCGGACAGGAACCACGACCGCCGCGGAGAUGGAACCUGGCUCCGAAAGCCGCAAGUCCAGCACGCUGUUUGCGGGGUUCCGGGCCUUGGGGCUUUUCAGCAACGACAUUCCACACGUGGUGCGGUACAGCGCGCUUAAGCGCCGCUUCUAUGUGGCGACCUGCGUGGGCAAGAGUUUCCAUACCUAUGACGUUCAGAAACUUAGACUGGUUGCAGUAAGUAAUUCUGUUCCACAGGAUAUUUGCUGUAUGGCUGCUGAUGGCAGGCUAGUGUUUGCUGCUUAUGGGAAUGUUUUCUCUGCAUUUGCCCGUAAUAAAGAGAUAGUACGUACCUUUAAGGGUCACAAGGCAGAAAUACAUCUUUUACAACCCUUUGGGGAUCACGUUAUUUCUGUUGAUGCUGACAGCAUUCUCAUUAUUUGGCACAUAUAUUCAGAAGAAGAAUACCUGCAGUUGACUUUUGAUAAAUCAGUAUUUAAAAUUUCUGCAAUUUUGCAUCCAAGUACCUACUUGAAUAAAAUACUUCUGGGCAGUGAACAAGGAAGCCUGCAGUUGUGGAAUGUAAAAUCCAAUAAACUUCUAUAUACAUUUCCAGGAUGGAAAGUUGGAGUAACAGCUCUUCAGCAGGCACCAGCUGUGGAUGUUGUUGCUAUUGGUCUUAUGUCGGGUCAGGUUAUCAUUCACAACAUUAAAUUUGAUGAAAUACUAAUGAAGUUUCGUCAAGACUGGGGACCCAUUACUUCAAUCUCAUUUCGCACAGAUGAUCAUCCAGUAAUGGCAGCUGGAAGCCUAUGUGGCCAUAUUGGACUCUGGGAUCUAGAAGACAAAAAAUUAAUUAAUCAACUCAGAAAUGCACACUCUACAGCAGUUGCCGGCCUGACAUUUCUCCAUAGAGAGCCACUUCUUGUCACAAAUGGUGCUGACAAUGCUCUCAGGAUAUGGAUAUUUGAUGGUCCUACAGGUGAAGGCCGACUUUUGAGAUUCAGAAUGGGACAUAGUGCUCCUCUUACCAGUAUCAGAUAUUAUGGACAAAAUGGGCAACAGAUUCUAAGUGCAAGUCAAGAUGGGACUCUUCAGUCAUUUUCCACAGUACAUGAAAAAUUCAACAAGAGCUUGGGACAUGGAUUAAUAAAUAAAAAGAGAGUCAAGCGGAAAGGACUUCGGAAUACCAUGUCAGUGAGACUUCCACCCAUCACAAAGUUUGCAGCAGAGGAAGCUCGUGAGAGUGACUGGGAUGGUAUCAUUGCUUGCCAUCAAGGUAAGCUAUCAUGCUCAACCUGGAAUUAUCAGAGAUCUACAAUAGGUGCUUACUUUCUCAAGCCAAAAGAGUUGAAGAAAGAUGACGUAACUGCAACAGCAGUGGAUAUAACUUCUUGUGGAAACUUUGCUGUAAUUGGCCUCUCAUCAGGAACUGUAGAUGUAUAUAACAUGCAAUCUGGUAUACAUCGAGGAAGUUUUGGCAAGGAUCAAGCUCAUAAAGGAUCUGUUAGAGGUGUUGCAGUGGAUGGAUUAAACCAAAUAGCAAUUACAACUGGUAGUGAAGGAUUACUCAAAUUUUGGAACUUUAAAAACAAAACUUUAAUCCAUUCUAUGAACCUCAGUUCAUCUCCAAAUAUGAUGUUGCUACAUAGGGACAGUGGCAUUCUAGGACUUGCCUUGGAUGACUUCUCCAUUAGUGUUCUGGACAUAGAAACUAGGAAGAUUGUCAGAGAGUUUUCUGGACACCAAGGCCAAAUAAAUGACAUGACUUUUAGUCCUGAUGGUCGUUGGUUAAUAAGUGCUGCCAUGGAUUGCUCCGUUAGGACUUGGGACCUUCCAUCUGGGUGCCUUAUAGACUGCUUUUUGUUGGACUCGGCUCCUCUCAAUGUUACUAUGUCUCCUACUGGAGACUUUCUGGCAACUUCCCAUGUGGACCACCUUGGAAUUUAUCUAUGGUCCAAUAUUUCCCUGUAUUCAGUUGUUUCAUUACGGCCACUGCCCACAGAUUAUGUCCCUUCAGUAGUGACGCUUCCUGGUACUUGUCAAACCCAAGAAGUAUCAGAAGAAAAAAUAGAACCAAGUGAUGAAAUGAUAGAGUAUAGUUCGCCAGAACAGUUGAAUGAGCAAUUGGUGACUCUUUCACUUCUCCCUGAAUCACGGUGGAAAAAUCUUCUUAAUCUUGAUGUCAUUAAGAAAAAGAAUAAACCAAAGGAACCACCGAAAGUACCCAAAUCAGCACCGUUUUUUAUUCCAACAGUUCCUGGCCUUGUACCCAGAUAUGCUGCACCUGAACAAAAUAAUGAUCCCCAGCAGUCUAAAGUGGUAAACCUUGGAAUUUUGGCUCAAAAAUCAGAUUUCUGCUUGAAACUUGAAGAAGGACUGAUUAAUAAUAAAUAUGAUGCUCCUCUCAACCUUCUGAAAGAAUUAGGCCCAUCGGGAAUUGAAACAGAACUGCGAAGCUUGUCUCCUGAUUGUGGUGGGUCUAUAGAAGUCAUGCAGAGCUUCCUCAAAAUGAUUGGGAUGAUGCUGGAUAGCAAGCGUGAUUUCGAGUUAGCCCAGGCAUACCUUGCGUUGUUUCUAAAGUUACACCUUAAAAUGCUUCCUUCAGAGCCAAUACUCUUAGAAGAAAUGACAAAAUUGUCAUCACAGGUGGAAGAAAACUGGAUUCAUUUACAAUCACUCUUCAAUCAAAGCAUGUGUGUUUUAAAUUAUAUCAAAAGUGCUUUAUUAUAAAAAUAAAUUUCUGACUAAAAGACAUACAUUAAAUGGGUUCAGUUUAACUCAUUUCAUAUUUUCCAAAUUUCAGUGUGUAAAGAAAAUAAAUGCUAGCACUACUGACUAGUCAGUAAUUCUCCACUUUAAAUGCUAAAUACUUUCUUGAAAUAAAAUUAUACCUGGCUUUUAUUUUGAA
Lemur catta (Ring-tailed lemur) is the source of this 3022-nucleotide messenger RNA. It is a transcript of the gene WDR36, whose product is annotated as WD repeat domain 36. Bases 25 to 2844 code for a protein of 939 amino acids. Gene Ontology annotation, biological process: rRNA processing. The record is from RefSeq and is a predicted model, not a curated record. The transcript is spliced from 23 exons. Gene Ontology annotation, cellular component: Pwp2p-containing subcomplex of 90S preribosome; small-subunit processome. Gene Ontology annotation, molecular function: protein binding. NCBI's taxonomy places the organism in Eukaryota, Metazoa, Chordata, Mammalia, Primates, Lemuridae.